This is a messenger RNA of Fomitopsis serialis, 1112 nucleotides long. Its product is annotated as haloalkanoic acid dehalogenase. Bases 11 to 859 code for a protein of 282 amino acids. NCBI's taxonomy places the organism in Eukaryota, Fungi, Basidiomycota, Agaricomycetes, Polyporales, Fomitopsidaceae. The transcript is spliced from 2 exons. The record is from RefSeq and is a predicted model, not a curated record.
CGCUAUCACUAUGUCUAGUACGCCCAGUCUUACUGACUACAAGGUCAUCAUGUUCGACGUCUACGGAACGCUCGUUGAUUGGGAGUCAGGCAUCGUGCACGGUCUCAAGCCCAUCCUCGCGGGCACGCCCCUCGCCUCCCGCGAAGCCGCCCUGACAGCGUACCAGAACGUCGAACGCGACCUCCAAACCCGCUACCCGACCAUGCGCUACAGCGAGCUCCUCACCCGAGUCCACGCCGAGCUCGACGCGCGCGCCCACAACCUCUCCGCACCCGCCGAACCCUCCGGGAGCACCGCCGCAACCGUCGAGAGCAGCACCGGCGCGGUCGUCGAAGGUACUACAGUCGGGUCCUCCGCGUCCGCGUCGGAGUCCCCGGACGCGCACACCGCGUUCGGACAGAGCAUCGGCGGGUGGCCGCCCUUCCCGGACACGAUCGCCGCGCUCACGACGCUCAGCAAGCACUUCAAGCUCACGGUCCUGUCCAACGUCGACCGCGCGUCCUUCGCACACACCCAGCGCGCGCUCGAGGGCCCGUCCGACGCGCCGCACUUCCGCUUCUCGGCCGUCUACACCGCGGAGGACGCCGGCGCGUACAAGCCCGAUCCGCGUGCGCGCGAGUACGCGCUGCGCCGCGUGGAGGCAGAGCUCGGCGUCCCGCGGGAGCAGGUCCUCGUCGUCGCGGUGAGCGUGUCGCAUGACGUGCAGCCGUCGAGGGAGAUAGGCUUGGCGACGGCGUGGAUCUCGAGGAAGGGGUCGCUCAUUGGCUGGGAUGGGGACGAGGGGUCGAAGGCGACGUUCAGGUUCGACACUCUGGGUGAGAUGGCGGAGGCGGUCGAGCACGAGGCGAAUGGGGCAUAGGCGAUUGCCUACGUUGUGUUCGCAUGUAUACCUACAGAGUGGGGUAUGAUGAAGCAAUGAUGUAUGUUGUUGGCAGUCUCCCAUCCCUGCUGGGUAAAAGUAAUACGACACUGCACUUGCUGCGUUGGAAUUUCUCUGGGAAGCGUCAAGAUUCGGCAUAUCCAGACGUGAUCCAGAGAGAUGGAGAGUGCAUUAUGGAUCCAUCCCGUGUCAUGGCGAGUAAAGGACGUACACUAAUUCUCGUACAUUAUCG